Meleagris gallopavo (turkey) is the source of this 3143-nucleotide messenger RNA. NCBI's taxonomy places the organism in Eukaryota, Metazoa, Chordata, Aves, Galliformes, Phasianidae. The record is from RefSeq and is a predicted model, not a curated record.
GAAGAUGCCCAGUGUCGUUGGCACUGUCUGUCUCUUUUGCAGUAUGCGACGUGGCGCAACGAUGAGAAUCUAGGAGGUAUUGAAGGGUGUCUUUCCAAGUUAAAGGCUGCAGAUCCAAAUUUUGUAAUGGGACAUGUCAUUGCUAAUGGAUUGGAGCUUAUUGGCACUGGAAGCUCAGUGCGGCUCAACAAAGAUCUGGGCAGUGCGCUGCAAACAAUGAUGAUGCUGUCAAGAUCUCAGCCUCUGACUGAGCGGGAAAAGCUUCACGUAUUGGCCUUGGACAUGUUUGCCAGUGGACGGCUUCCAAAAGCUUGUGAUGUAUGGGAACAGAUUCUACAGAACCAUCCGACUGACUUGCUAGCCCUCAAAUUUUGCCAUGACACUUAUUUCUACUUAGGAUACCAAAUAGAAAUGCGAGAUUCUGUUGCUCGGGUUUUUCCUUUCUGGACACCUGACGUUCCUCUGAGCAGCUACGUGAAGGGCUACUACUCUUUUGGACUCAUAGAAACAAACUUUUUUGAUCGUGCAGAGAAGCUUGCCCGUGAGGCUUUGGAUAUAGAUCGGACAGAUGCAUGGUCUGUUCAUACUGUAGCUCACGUAAAUGAAAUGAAAGCAGAGGUGGAGAAAGGGUUGGCGUUCAUGAAGGAAACAGAAGACAACUGGAAGGGCAGUGAUAUGCUUGCUUGCCAUAAUUACUGGCACUGGGCUUUAUACUUUGUUGAAAAGGGGGAAUAUGAGGCUGCUUUGACAAUUUAUGACAACCAUAUAGCUCCCCGGUUCCUGUCAAGUGGAAGCAUGCUGGAUUUAGUAGAUAGCUCUUCGAUGCUGUACAGGCUUCAUCUGGAAGGUGUGAAGCUUGGAGACAGGUGGGACAAUGUCCACAAGCGUGCAAAGAAGCACACCAAAGAUCACGUUCUUCUUUUCAAUGAUGCACACAUGUUGAUGUCCUCACUUGGAGCCAAAGACCACAAAACUACUAAUGAGCUUUUAACAACUCUUGAAGAACUUGCCAGAGAACCCGGCAAAGACCAUGAGCUUUCUCUGGCUCCUAGUGUGGGGUUGCCAUUAUUGCAGGCUUUGGUGGAGUUUGAAAAUGGAAACUGUGACAACGCUGUAGAUCUGCUGUACCCGAUACGUUACCAACUUAUCCAACUAGGAGGCAGUAAUGCUCAGAGAGAUAUUUUCAGCCAGCUAUUGAUUCAUGCUGCUUUAAAUUGUAAAUCCCAGGCCAAACAAAACCUCGCUAAGUGCCUCUUGAGAGAACGUGAUGUGAUGAGACCAAAUUCACCAAUGACGGAACGACUUAUAAGGAGGGCAGCGGCUGUUCAUUCGGUGGCAUAAAUCUGUCCUCACUGCUAGCAAUAAGCUUAUCAGUCGAAGUCUGGGCGCUUUGGGUGGAGGGAUGCUGUGCUGUAAACCAUGCUGAAGAAUCGCUAGGAGCGAGAGAUCUGAUGACAGCUUACUUGGAAGAUACAGCCUGAAAUGCAACAGCUUUAAAUCUUGGAUGAUUCCACAAGGAAAUGAGAAGAUUACCUGCUUGUGAUCACAGCUAUCUGAAUCUUCCUGGGACACUGCUUUUCUAGUAUAGUUUCUUUGAAGUUCCCCCUGAGCAUGCUAAUAUUCAGUACAGUAGCAGUGCCAGGUUUUCAGUCAUUCAUUGGCCCAGUUUGUUACUACAUUAAUAUGUUAAAUAAUCAGAAAACUUUUCAGAUAAUUCAAAUGAACUUCCUCAGCAUAAGAAUAGGAAAGUAUGGGGCCAGAGCCACUGGAGUGUCAAGCUCCCAGUCCAUUAAGACUUGAUUUACCCUGGCAUUACAGAUCUGUCUGCCUUCAGAAUCUUUUUCCUGUUGUAUAUCUUUAAACACUCUCUUACAACAAGUUACAUUUUUUUUUCGUUACAAUAUGUUCCCUCAGAGUUUCCUGGAAUUACUAGGUGAAUGAAACUGGACAAUAGAGACAAUAGCUGAUAACUGGUUUGGACUAUUUUAAUGUGGAUAGUUGUUUGGCAUUUUAUCAUUUUUUACUAAAAAUUUUAAGCCUGAAUUUCAGCUAAAACUGUGUGGUCUCUGAGUGGUAGUUGUAACUGCAAUCUUAGCGCUUUCCUUAGCUUUGGGGAAGUCAGGCCUUACUACCAUCUCAGUAGCACACAUGCCAUGUUAGCAAAGUAGAGUUUAAAACUAAUUUUCAUGCACUUGAUAGGGACAUUGGGUAUCUCGUGCAGAUAAGGACUGGAAGGAAGCUCUCACGUAAGGAGAGAUAAUAGUAACCAACACAAAGCUUUAUCCUUCCACAAAUGAUGUGUCAAGCUUUGAUGCUGCAAAUAAGUGUGAUAUGAACUGUGAAGCUCUGAUAGUUUCUGGUGCCUCUGGAUUUCCGCCUCUGCAGUGUAGCAGAGGUAACAUGUUGUCUUGGAGCAGUAAUACAGAAUUCCCUAAUGGAAAGAAGAUAGAAUUUCAAAGCAACUCUAAGGCCUUUUCUUCUUGUUUCAGAAGAGAGACGUGCUUCCCUUCAAAGCAAUUCUAAGACCUCCUCUUCUUGUUCCAUGAGAGAAAUGCUUCCCUCUUUUACUACCUAAGGUCUGGCAUCUGCAAGCACUCCUAGGCAUGUGCCUGCACCUCCUUUCUUCCAGCUCAUGCUCAUCCCCAUGUCCCACAACAGUUUCCUCUCCCAUGUAAUCCUUUUGAUGCAAAGCACUUGUGUAGCUGGUCGUGCACUUACCCUGGAGUACCUACGCAUAGACUUGAAAUGAGCAAGUGCCUUGCUGCCAGCCUUCUUCCUUCAUUUAAGGAAAAAAUAUUUUAGCUAUAAAUUGCUAACAAUGUGAAAUCAUGUAAAGGCUUGCAGCCUUUCGAAUCUUGGGCAGAGUCAUAGUUCCCAACGUAUCAGCUCAGUCAGUAGCUUGCGCCCCAUUUUUAGUCUGUGUAUUUCAAGCAGUGACUUCAGCAAAUAAAUUUUUACUCAAUGAAUGUAAGAAAUCUUACUAGGCAACAAAAGCCUGAGAAAUCUGCUGCCUGCUUACAAAAUGUGUAUCCUAAGUGAUGAGUUGCUAUGCAAAUCUAAGAAUGACAUUUUUAGUACUUCUGAUACAGAUUUACAACUUUGUCUACUUUGCAUCAAUAAAUUUGAAGAUGAGUUCAGCUGAA